AUGAAGCUGGACGAGCUCAAGCCUCUCGAGGCCCUCCUCACUGCGGACUUCCGCCAGAUCGAGCCCCGCCUGCAGGCCCUCGACAAGCACCUUAUCCUGCGCACCUACCUCGACGGCUACACCCUCGGCGACAUCGACACCAAGAUCUGGCUCGCCCUCCGUGGCAACCGCGCCGCCGUCUCGUUCAUCAAGCGCGGCUCGCUCGCCAACCUCGCCAGAUGGUUCAACUACAUCGAGGAGAACCACCCCGAGAUCCAGGCCGAGGUCAAGGCCAAGGACGCUGCCGCUAAGGCCAAGGUCGCCGCCGCCUCCAAGGCCGGUGCCAGCUAUGCCCUCGCCCUCCAGAACGCCGACCAGGGCGUCGUCACCCGUUUCCUUCCCGAGCCCUCGGGUUACCUUCACAUCGGACACGCCAAGGCUGCCCUCCUUUCCGACUACUUUGCUCACCAGGCUUACAAGGGCCAGCUGCGCCUCCGUCUCGACGACACCAACCCUUCCAAGGAGAAGCAGGAGUACCAGGAUGCCAUCAUCGAGGAUCUCGCCCUCAUGGGCAUCAAGCCCGACGCCGUCACCUACACUUCCGACUACUUCGACUACCUCUACGAGAUGUGCGUGCGCAUGAUCAAGGAGGGCCACGCCUACGCCGAUGAUACCGACCAGGAGACCAUGCGCGACCAGCGCUGGAAGGGCAUUGCCUCUGCCCGCCGCGACCGCUCCAUCGAGGAGAACAUGCGCAUCUUCAUCGAGGAGAUGAAGAACGGUACCGAGGAGGGUCUCAAGAACUGCAUCCGCGCCAAGCUUUCCGUCGACAACCCGAACAAGGCUCUUCGCGACCCCGUCAUCUACCGCUGCAACAUCGAGACCCCCCAUCACCGUACCGGCACCAAGUGGAAGAUGUACCCCAUGUACGAUUUCGCCUGCCCCGUCGUCGACAGCCACGAGGGCGUCACCCACGCUCUCCGCUCCACCGAGUACACCGACCGCAACCCCCAGUACCAGUGGUUCAUUGAUACCCUCAAGCUCCGCCAGGUCUACAUGUGGGAUUUCGCCCGCAUGAACUUCAUCCGCACCUUCCUCUCCAAGCGCAAGCUCGCUAAGCUCGUCGAUACCGGCAAGGUCUGGGGCUGGGACGAUCCUCGCAUGCCCACCAUCCGUGGUGUCCGCAGGCGCGGUAUGACCAUCCCCGCCCUCCGCGACUUCAUCCUCAAGCAGGGCCCUUCUCGCAACGUCGUCACCAUGGACUGGACCAACUUCUGGGCUUCCAACAAGAAGGAGAUCGACCCCAUUGCUCCCCGCCACACCGCCAUCACCAAGAAGGACGCCGUCAAGGAGAAGCCCAAGCACCCCAAGAACAAGGAGGUCGGCACCAAGCAGGUCACCUUCGCCAACGAGCUCAUCAUGGACCAGGCCGACGCCAAGUCCUUCAAGGAGGGCGAGGAGAUCACCAUCAUGGGCUGGGGCAACGGCUUCGUCCGCAACAUCGACUCCUCCGCCGAGGUCAUCCCCACUUUCGAGAUCGACCUCAACCUCGCCGGCGACGUCAAGUCCACCGAGAAGAAGGUCACCUGGCUCGCGUCCAAGGGCCAGACCCUGGUCCCUGCCGAGCUCUGGGACUUUGACUACCUCAUCACCAAGGACGUGCUCCAGGAGGAGGACAACAUGGAGGACUUCCUCAACCCCGUCACCGAGACCAUGGAGGAGGCCUGGUGCGACGAGGCGUCGGCCACCCUCAAGAAGGACGACAUCAUCCAGCUCGAGAGACGCGGUUAUUACCGUGUCGACAAGGGUCUCGGCGACUGGAAGGAGGGCGAGGAGAAGAAGCUUGUGCUGUUCUGCAUCCCUACUGGCAAGACUGGUUCCAAGUAA
Messenger RNA from Sordaria macrospora k-hell, 1866 nucleotides. NCBI's taxonomy places the organism in Eukaryota, Fungi, Ascomycota, Sordariomycetes, Sordariales, Sordariaceae. The record is from RefSeq and is a predicted model, not a curated record.